This is a messenger RNA of Ambispora leptoticha, 480 nucleotides long. The record is from the annotation of a GenBank genome assembly. Lineage: Eukaryota; Fungi; Glomeromycota; Glomeromycetes; Archaeosporales; Ambisporaceae.
AUGAAAAAUCUUCUAUUGGCACGCUUAAUGAUAAUAUUCGUUUUAUACAUAAAUUUUGCCUUUUCAGCACCAUACGAAUAUGGCUUUGAGCGACAAGUCGCCUGGUGUGAAAUGAAAAAAGAUGUCUCAAAACCGGUGAGCGGAUUCUUUGUGCUCUCACAAAUACAAACCGCGUCACCAAAAAUUAUAUUGUAUGGAGCGUGGGAGACUGGAUUCGACGACCCUGAUCCGAAUGCAUAUUCAUUUAUUAUUACCCCAGCAAAUUAUAAUCUUACUGAGAAACUAAAAGUUGUUCCACGUGAAGGCGGAGCAACUGAUCCGUGGUCUAUAAUGCUGCACGAUGUUUCGUUGUCGAGCCUGACUGCGCAUAAAGAUGAUACUUAUUUUGACAAAGGUGUUAGUUUGGCCGGGGAACAACAAUUUUUUCAAGUUCUUUAUAAAGAUUCUGUUAUUGGGUCUGGCCCUAUUGUCAUCCUUUGA